Molecule: messenger RNA, 420 nt
Organism: Acaulospora colombiana
Lineage: Eukaryota; Fungi; Glomeromycota; Glomeromycetes; Diversisporales; Acaulosporaceae
Source: the annotation of a GenBank genome assembly
AUGCGAAUCAUAAUUCUGCACAAAGGUCUGUUCAGCACGAAUCAUGUUCGCCUAAAGAUCUGGCCAGACUCUGAUCAUAAUUUUGUGCGAACACUUGAAAACCAGGGAUCAUUUUAUUAUCUUGCCGAGACCACUAAUUUUAGAGAUAUUGAUGAUAUUGGUAUAGAACAUAAUGCAACCGUCAUCACCUGCGGAUUCGAAAUGGCUGACGACAUUAAGAUCAUCGGUAACGAAGUUGAUGUCAAGUUAGUGAAUGUUACAUACAGAAAUAAUAGAUCGUCGAUUGAGGAAUAUAAGAGAAAUCAUUUAAAUUUACUUUUGCCAACCUCAGACGGAUAUGCGAUUGUCAUGGAGAAUAAAGUAGCGAGAACUAACGACAAAAUAGUCAAGAGUUUGGGAUUCAUUUUUGAAGAAGACUAG